This is a messenger RNA of Vitrella brassicaformis, 831 nucleotides long. NCBI's taxonomy places the organism in Eukaryota, Vitrellaceae. The record is from the annotation of a GenBank genome assembly.
CACGACUUGCUUUCUUUGUCCUUUCCACCCCAUAUCCCCUCUCGUUGACCGCAGCUGAGUGCCCGUCAGCUGUGUGUUGUCGCCUGUUCCCUCACGCUCUGCCGCUUACGCCAACUCGUGCCCUCGCAUCUAUGGCCAUCCUCAGCCAGCUGCGCACGUACAAGGCUCGACUGACCCCUGGGACCUACUGUACGGUCAUCGCCCAUCUCGCCAAGUAUCAAGCGCCCUGCAACCUGGUGCUCGACUACGAGACCUUCCCGCCUGACAGAGAGGUCGACGUGCCCAUCGCAUCGGUGAACGAGGCCGUCGACAUCCAGACGAUCCACCAGGACUGCAAGGGGUGUGUGGCGGGUUUGUACAUGUGCCAUGGACGUGUUCGCCACCUGUCUGACUGGUACGCCUUCAUAGCCAUCGCCCUCGCGUUUGAGCCUACCGAUAGCAUCGCCAUCGAGGUUGCCGUCGCUGACAACGGCGUGGCUGACGCUCUCGAGGAGAUGCUCAAGCAGAUGCGACGCCUGAAUGACUCGUACAUCUGUGAGGGGUACACACGCCGACCCAACGGAUACUACAACUGUGUGUUGUCAGCCAGCUUCACGCCUUGCAUUCGCCCUGUGGGCAUCGCCAACGAGCCGUUCUCGGUGACCGAUACGAUUCGCCUCGCCGAGUCCCACAACAUCGACAUCAAGUGCCUGUUCAUGACGCCUGAGGGACUAGCUGAGGCAGGGAUCGACGCACAGGCCGAUUAUCAGCUGUGUGCUGGUGACUGGUGAUGUGUAUCGACGCCGUAUUCGCCAACAGGGAAUGUCGACGCCGCACAACACACGAAUUUGG